Messenger RNA from Colossoma macropomum (tambaqui), 2728 nucleotides. It is a transcript of the gene actr2b, whose product is annotated as actin related protein 2b. Bases 107 to 1306 code for a protein of 399 amino acids. Gene Ontology annotation, molecular function: actin filament binding. The transcript is spliced from 10 exons. NCBI's taxonomy places the organism in Eukaryota, Metazoa, Chordata, Actinopteri, Characiformes, Serrasalmidae. The record is from RefSeq and is a predicted model, not a curated record. Gene Ontology annotation, biological process: Arp2/3 complex-mediated actin nucleation. Gene Ontology annotation, cellular component: Arp2/3 protein complex; actin cortical patch.
GUCCUUUUCUCGAGGUACAGGAAGUUAAAGCCCGCUGUUCUGGUUGGGCUCCGCUGAGUGAGAAAGUUGUUCGGGGUCUGUCGGCUGCAGGGUUUGGAAACAAAAAAUGGACAGCCAAGGAAGGAAAGUGGUGGUUUGUGAUAACGGCACUGGGUUUGUGAAGUGUGGUUAUGCAGGUUCCAACUUUCCAGAGCACAUCUUCCCUGCCCUGGUGGGCAGGCCCAUCAUUCGCUCCACAGCUAAAGUUGGCAACAUCGAGAUUAAGAAUAGCAAAAAGAUGGACCUGAUGGUAGGGGACGAGGCCAGUGAACUGCGCUCAAUGCUGGAGGUGAAUUACCCUAUGGAAAACGGCAUCGUCCGGAACUGGGAUGACAUGAAGCACCUGUGGGAUUAUACCUUUGGUCCGGAAAAACUCAACAUCGACUCGCGCAACUGCAAGAUUCUCCUCACAGAGCCCCCAAUGAACCCCACUAAGAAUCGUGAGAAGAUCAUAGAGGUUAUGUUUGAGACAUACCAGUUCUCAGGAGUUUACAUCGCCAUUCAGGCUGUGCUCACAUUGUAUGCCCAAGGUCUCCUGACGGGAGUGGUGGUGGAUUCAGGUGAUGGUGUCACCCAUAUUUGUCCUGUUUACGAGGGCUUCUCUCUUCCUCAUCUCACACGCAGGUUGGACAUCGCCGGCAGAGACAUCACUCGAUAUCUUAUAAAGCUGCUACUUCUGCGAGGCUACGCCUUCAACCACUCAGCAGAUUUUGAGACUGUACGUAUGAUGAAGGAGAAGCUGUGCUACGUGGGCUACAACAUUGAGCAGGAGCAGAAGCUUGCUCUGGAGACCACUGUAUUGGUGGAGUCCUACACGCUUCCUGAUGGCAGAGUGAUAAAGGUCGGAGGGGAGAGGUUUGAGGCACCAGAGGCUCUGUUCCAGCCCCACCUGAUUAACGUGGAAGGAGUAGGAGUGGCCGAGCUGCUCUUCAACACUAUUCAGGCAGCAGAUAUCGACACCAGGGCUGAGUUUUAUAAACACAUUGUUCUCUCGGGAGGUUCCACCAUGUACCCUGGCCUGCCCUCUCGGCUGGAGAGAGAACUCAAGCAGCUCUAUCUAGAGCGUGUGCUUAAAGGCGAUGUUGACAAGCUCUCAAAAUUUAAGAUCCGGAUUGAGGACCCUCCGCGGCGCAAGCACAUGGUGUUCCUGGGUGGGGCUGUGCUGGCCGACAUCAUGAAAGACAAGGACAACUUCUGGCUGACCCGGGAGGAGUAUCAGGAGAAGGGCAUGCGCGUGCUCGAGAAGCUUGGCGUCACAGUCAGAUAAACUCCGUUACAGUUUCAUAUAAACCCUCCGUGUCCUCUCCACUAUCCCAUAUACAGGAUAUCCACAGCAUCUGUCCAUGUGUGCGUUGUUCUACCUCCCACCUCCUGUGUUCUGCUUCUCGUGCCACUGAAUCAUGUGAUCACUCUUAGGAAGGAGAUGAAGGGAGGAGGGGGUGUAUUGUAUGAGGGAUACUGGGGAGGGAAGUUUGUGAGUUUGCCAUCCAGUUUCUUGGGCCCUCUGUCAUUUAUCCUGAUGCCCCAGUAGCAGAAAGCCAUCACGAGAGAUGUCACCAGCAGUCAUUUCAGCUUACGUCAGUCAGUCUCAUUUGCACUGCACUUAAUAACAGGUCCUCUGCGGUAUGGCUAUCGAGACUGUAGGUAAAUUGCAACACCAAAGCUAAUACUGUCUCACCAUAGCUUACUUAGGACCACCCGUUGUGUGCAUUAUGACUGAAACUGAUGCCAGUUGUAAAGGAUUCUGGUGACAUCUCUUAUAGCCUAUGUUAUACUGUCAGCCUAAUGAACGUUGAUUCAUUUGCUGAUUUGUGUUAAAGAAGAGACAAAUUCGAACCGAAACAAAACUAUUGAUGACGGUUAUUGGUUUUCUCUACUGUGCAUUCGUCUCUGGAUGAGGGGAUGCAGCUCCAGUCCUCCAUUUCUCUCACACUCUCUAUCCACUCUCCUUAUCCAUGUGUCAAGUGCUUGUCCUUAAUGAGUUCUUGUGCUCAGGGUUUUGGUUUGUUGGGCUAAAAAAGUUGGUUUUGUCUUUUUCUAGCUUUCAGCUUAACGUUGUAUUCCGGUUGCUUAUUUUUCUGUACUUUAGCAUUGACUCAACAGUCCCUUUAAAAUGGGAAUUGGCCAGUUCCUUCCAGCUCCCAGCUAUUCCAGAAGGUGGUCAAACGUUGUUAUAUGAGAGUGAGGGGAGAUUUGUUUUGCUUUUCUUCUUUUGAAUGUUCACUUUUUUCCUUUUUUUUUUCCCAAUUUGCAGUGCAUUUUUGACCUUAUUGAAAUUGUGUCUGGUAUAGAAUACACAAAUGUGUAGGUAUGUAAAGUUAAAUCAAAUGACUCCCCUUUUUAUUCAGACACAACAAUGAUAAUUAUAAGGGACUCAGUUUGUAACUGAGGUUAAGGGUGUCAAUCCAGUAUGUCUGAUGAUGAUUAUUACUAAGAACCCAAUAGAUGAGUGACAUGUAAUAUCAUGAAGAGGUUGGUAUUGUUUUUUUUUUUUUUUUUCUUUUUUGAGUCUUGGGGCCUCGUGUAUAUUAGAGGCACCUCAUACUCUUUGUACGUUUCCAUAAAUGCUCAUACAGUGCCAAGGGCAGUUGAUCUGACUGGAUCUUAUGUUCUUUUUUUAUUAUUAUUAUUAUUGUUAUAGCAUAACUGCCUAACGCUGAUUUAAAUAAAGAACAUGAUUUAUAAAUAA